AUGUUUUGUGGUGGAGAGGGAAGGAAAUGGACUUGUGGGAAUGCUGGUGUGGUACGUUUGCAAAAAGUGGCCUCUUUUGUUCAGGAUCUAAGCCAGCCUUGUCUUUCACAAUCAGGGAUUCAGGUUCUCUUAAAUAUCGGCAAAAUGCUUAAGCCAGAGAAGUGGCGAGCUUUUUUCGAUUGUGAUGGAAAGGUUUCUGGUUUCCACAAGGCGCUCAAAUUAAUUAUCUUGGGGGGAAUCGAUCCAUCAAUUAGAGCUGAAGUUUGGGAAUUUCUCCUUGGCUGUUAUGCAUUGAGCAGCACCUCUGAGUACCGUAGGCAACUCAGGGUAGCACGAAGAGAACGAUACAAUGAGCUGCUGAAGCAAUGCCAGAUGAUGCAUUCCAGCGUGGGAACUGGUUCACUUGCCUAUGUUGUGGGAUCUAAAGUUAUGGAUAUGCGAAAAUCAUACAAAAACGAGGUGGUAAAGGAAACUACAGAUGAAAGCACAGAAGCUUCUACAGAUGGUCAUGAGAAUACUGAAAAUCACGGUGAUUCGAGUAAUAAUGAUACUGACACAUCUCAUGCGCACAGAACGGGAAGUUCUAGUGAGUCAGUUGACCUAGUAAGUCCUGACAGCACAAUAGUUGAAACCUCUUCCUUUGUACCGUUGUCUAGUCCACGUGGCUUUCCUUCCUCUGGUCCUUGUGUUGCGGAUGGUUUUUUUGAGUUUCCGUCCCUACCGGUAACAGAUUUGUUUGGGAGGAGUAGUUUAGGUAAGAAAGGGGAUUCUACUCCAAAUAAGGAAGCUUCCAUGCAAAAAUUGUCUCAGCUAGUACAUGCUGACUCUGUCGAAGAACUGUCUCAUAGCGGCUCCACGACAGAGAUUGUUGAUGGUUUGAGAAUAUCAGAUGAACCUGACAUGCCAUCAGGAAAUGAGACUCCUUCGCGUGGUGGGACUGUCAGGGAUGAUAGGAUGUCUGAAUGGCUUUGGACAUUGCACCGAAUAGUUGUUGAUGUGGUAAGGACAGAUACCCACAUGGAGUUCUAUGAGGAUCCAAGAAAUAUAGGAAGAAUGUCAGAUAUCCUUGCGGUCUAUGCUUGGGUUGAUCCUGCAACUGGUUAUUGCCAAGGAAUGAGCGAUUUAGUGUCUCCUUUCGUGGUUCUUUUUGAAGAUAACGCUGAUGCCUUUUGGUGCUUUGAAAUGCUUAUAAGAAGAACGCGUGCAAAUUUCCAGAAGGAGGGACCAACAGGAGUGAUGGAUCAAUUGCUUAUUUGUUUAUUUGUUUUCUCUUCUGCUCUGUUCUCCGAAAUUCCUUAA
This is a messenger RNA of Microthlaspi erraticum, 1299 nucleotides long. NCBI's taxonomy places the organism in Eukaryota, Viridiplantae, Streptophyta, Magnoliopsida, Brassicales, Brassicaceae. The record is from the annotation of a GenBank genome assembly.